Messenger RNA from Rhodamnia argentea, 1729 nucleotides. Its product is annotated as cytochrome P450 84A1-like. Gene Ontology annotation, molecular function: iron ion binding; oxidoreductase activity, acting on paired donors, with incorporation or reduction of molecular oxygen; monooxygenase activity. The coding region runs from base 69 to 1628 and encodes 519 amino acids. The record is from RefSeq and is a predicted model, not a curated record. Lineage: Eukaryota; Viridiplantae; Streptophyta; Magnoliopsida; Myrtales; Myrtaceae. Gene Ontology annotation, biological process: lignin biosynthetic process. The transcript is spliced from 3 exons.
AACACCACCCCGAAGACCCGCAACCCCUUCUCUCCCAGUUGCGCCGCUCGCACGAAGAAGGGAAACAGAUGAGAGAAGCCAUGGACUCUCUGCUACAGGCUCUGCAAAACCAGCCUCUCCCCGCGGCCUCGCUCGUCUCUGCCGCCGCUGCCCUCAUCCUCCUCCCCCUAGCCCUCGCCCUCCGCUCCUGCCGCCGCCUCCCCUAUCCUCCCGGCCCCAGGGGCCUCCCGGUCAUCGGCAACAUGCUGAUGCUCGACCAAAUGACCCACCGCGGCCUCGCGGGGCUAGCCCGCAAGUACGGUGGCCUCUUCCACCUCCGGAUGGGAUCCCUCCACAUGGUCGCCGUGUCGUCCCCCGAGCACGCCCGCCAGGUCCUCCAGGUCCAGGACCACGCCUUCGCGAACCGGCCGGCCACCAUCGCCAUCAGCUACCUCACGUACGACCGGGCCGACAUGGCCUUCGCCCACUACGGCCCGUUCUGGCGGCAGAUGCGGAAGAUCUGCGUCAUGCGGGUGUUCAGCCGCAAGCGGGCUGAGUCGUGGAGGUCAGUGCGCGAGGAGGUGGACGUGACGGUGCGGGCCGUCGCCGGGAGCAUCGGCACCACCGUGAACAUAGGGGAGCUGGUGUUCGCGCUCACCCGGGACAUCACGUACCGGGCAGCAUUCGGAGCGAGCGCGACCGAAAGGCAAGACGAGUUCAUGGGGAUAUUGCAGGAGUUCUCGAAGCUGUUCGGGGCAUUUAACCUCGCGGAUUUCAUCCCGUGCCUCGGCCGGGUCGACCCGCAGGGGAUCAACCAGAGGCUCGUCAAGGCUCGACAGUCGCUCGACGGGUUCAUCGACAAGAUCGUGGACGACCACAUGGAGAAGAAGGCGAACACGACCCCGGGCGAGGAGGCCGAGACGGACAUGGUGGAUGACUUGCUCACCAUCUACAGCGAGGAAACGACGGAGGAUCUCGAGAACUCCAUCAAGCUCACCAAGGACAACAUCAAAGCCAUAAUUAUGGAUGUUAUGUUUGGUGGGACCGAGACGGUCGCGUCCGCAAUCGAAUGGGUGAUGGCGGAGCUAAUGAGGAGCCCCGAGGACCUCAAGAAGGUCCAGAAGGAGCUCGCAGAUGUGGUGGGCCUUCACCGCCGGGUCAAAGAGUCCGACUUCGAGAACUUGACCUACCUAAGAUGCGUGAUUAAGGAAACACUCCGCCUCCACCCGCCGAUCCCCCUCCUCCUCCACGAGACGGCGGAGGACGUGGAGGUCUCCGGCUACUUCAUCCCCGCCAGGACGCGCGUCAUGAUCAACGCGUGGGCCAUCGGGCGGGACCCGAGCUCGUGGGAGGACCCAGAUACCUUCAAGCCCUCCAGGUUCUUGAGCGAGGGCGCUCCGGACUUCAAGGGGAGCAACUUCGAGUUCAUCCCGUUCGGGUCGGGCCGUAGGUCUUGCCCUGGCAUGCAGCUCGGGCUCUACGGGCUUGAGUACGCGGUGGCUGACCUCCUCCACUGCUUCACGUGGGAGUUGCCCAACGGGAUGAAGCCUGGUGAGAUGGACAUGAGCGACAUGUUCGGGCUCACCGCGCCAAGGGCUCACCGCCUCGUGGCGAUCCCGAGCCCGAGGUUGCUGUGCCCCUUGUACUGAGGGAAGGCGUUGACCGAACCGAGGGUUUGGUGCGAAAUGUGUUGAAAUGGCUGGCUUUGCAUGUGCUUUGCUCCUUGCAUGGAGUCUCUUUUCUUCUGAUA